UUUUUUACCGGUAACUUUAAAAAUAUCGACACUUCGUAUAUUUUUAUUAAAAUGUCUAUUUUAUAUUCUAUAACGAAUUGUAGUAUUAUAUAAAAGUUUAACGAACUUAAUAAAGCAAACACAUAACAAAACCCCAGAGUUUUGUUAGUUCAACCCUACCAAUUUUUCAGUUUCGGAACACAGCGAUUCGCAGAAGCGCCGAUCUUCAACGAUUUUCGGCUCCCUGUGCACUUGGUAGUUGUAAAAAUAUUUCCCCGUUACGUCCCGAACAUCCUUCGAAUGGGCCAAAAACAGCACCCCGUCCGCGCACUGCCCCGGGUCUCUAGUAACUCGCGGAAUGAGCCGCUUCGACACGCUCGCUUCCAGCUUCGCUAUCAAACCCACCGGUCGGUCCGAUAUCAAGAACCCGGUGUUCAUCAUGCUGGGGUGCACGCUGUUGCACGUCACUCGGUACUUCCCCAAUUUCUCGGCGAAAUACCGCGUCGAAAUCAUGUUGCACAGCUUCGUGUUGUAGUAAUGAAUCGCGCCCGAUAUGAAAUGCGGCACGAAAUAAUCCGGCCGGCUCAGCCGCUCGACGGUCAUGCGAUGGAAGAACGAACCGCUGGAUGUGACGAAAAUUAUCCUGCCCUGGCUGGAGUUCUUCAGGAAUUCAGCUAGCAAAUUCGUCAAGAGAAACGGGCUUAGGUGGUUCACUUGCAUCACCCCGUCCAAAUAAUCCACAGUGGUUCUCUGUUUCAUGCAAAACACGGCGGCGUUGUUCACCAGCACGUCUAUGCGAUCCACGUCUUUCGAUAGCUCCUCCACGAAGCCUCUUACUGAUUUGUAAGAGGCCAAAUCCACGGUGUAGUCCCGCACGUCGGGGUUCUCGGACCGGCAGAUUAUCUCUUCUUUGGACACCAUUUGAUCCGCUUUAUCCGCCAUCAAUACUUUGUAGUUUUUCUUCGCCAGGCCCAGAGCCACUUCGAAGCCCAGUCCUCGAUUUGCUCCCGUCACCAGCGCUAUUUUCACCGAGCUUGCCGUUAGGCUCAUUAUUAUCUGAUUAAGAAAUGUCAGAUUCGACAAAAACAUCUAAGUUUUUAAGUGCACUAAGGACAACAAAAGUUUGAUCGAUAUUAGCUCGCCUAAUUCAGUCUUACACGAAGAUUAAACCGUAAUAAAUGUCCGAAGCACCAGGUGUUGCUGCAUCUUCAGGUCCCGACGAAGAGGACCAACGAGAAGUGAUACUAAACAACGAUUUGGAGAGGAGAAUAGCCGAGGCGUUCGACAUCUUCGACGUGGGAAACAACAAGAUGUGCGAGGCGCGCGACGUCCCCACCAUAAUGAGGGGCCUGGGGAUGUGCCCCACCGAGGCCGGGGUGCAGGAGGUGAUCGUCGCGGUGGAGCACCCGCGGAUACCGGGCAGCGUGCACUUGAGGCACUUCCUGCCCGUUAUCGUGCAGGCCAUCACUGAACACAGGUUCGAGCCGGCGGGGCCGGAGGAAUUGCUGGAGGCCUUCAAGGCUUUGGAUGUGCUUGGUAAAGGGUAUUUGACUAAAGAGGAUGCCGUGAUGUUUAUGACGCAGGACGGGGAGCCGUUUUCUCAAGAGGAAAUCGACGAGAUGCUGGAACUUGCCGUUGAUCCGCUAUCGCAGACGGUGCCUUACGAAUAUUACAUCAAUCAGUUGCUGGUGGAGGAAUCGUAAAAAUGCUACUUCAAGUACUACGUAAUUUUGCGCUCACACAAAUCUUAAAAUUUUCGAAAUAUAUCAAUUAUUUACAUAGAAAUUACAGGAAAAAUACUUAUAAUACUACUAACAUCACAGGAUAACGAAUAAACAAAACUGACGUAUUGAUUAUACGACCAACACCCACAAUUUCAUCUUUCCUGAAAAAAAAAACAUUUCAGCAAUAUUUAAUUUAUAUUCGGUAGGUACCAAAUAUUUUACAAUUCAUCACUAACUGCAAUUCACUUUAGUUACUGUAAAACAAAGCGAAUAAUUCCCAUCUAUUCUCUCAAUUUAAUACCAACAAUAAUUCUAAUGUUUGGUGACAAAUUACAAAAUAAAUGGUUUUCUACCGAAAGGUGACGAAUUACAAAAUAAUUCACUACCUACCGAUAGGUGACAAAACCAUUAUCCACUUUAUACAAGGCUCAAAUAUUUUACUUAAAUUUACAAAAAGUCUGGUGCCUUGUAUGCGAACAUCAAUGGUAUUUCCUGUUACCUACCAGCAGAAUUCCUCAAUCACCAAUUUUAUAAGACUACCUUUCGGUUUCGUCAAAUCGGGAACCUCACUCGUACUCGAACUGGCCUCGUUUGUGCUUAAAUAACGACUAGAAUCUAACUUAGUCGCCUCAUUACUUGUCCUACCAUCAACCGUAACUGAUGUGGCACCUUCGGAGAGGGUCACUCCACCUGUGCGGCUGGUAUCAACUCCAGCAGUAGUUUGAUCGUCCUUUUUCAAAUCAACCUUGUUGCUCCUGUACUCGACGUGCGGGAAGUUUGCGUGGAUUUGCGAGAGAAACUUGCUGUAAGGGACCAGGACGUUGUCGAAGGGCUCGUGCGGCCUGCACUCCUUUUGGAAACCGCUGAAAUACAUGCUGAAACGGCACUACGAAAUAAAACACCCACAGUAAAAUUAGAAGCACGAAUCGUACCCGGGCCGAGAGAAUAUUAUAGCCGAAGGGAAUCCGGGCACGCAAUAGCUCAGCACCGGUAUCUCCUGCAAUGCUAUCCUCGAAUUCCUGUCGCGUACCUUCCAACCGGUCAGGACGUGCUCCGCGUUCGACUGGAACCGCUCCUCCACGUAAAAGUAGCUGUCUUUUCGUAAGAGACUGGCCUCGUCGUCGGGCGUGCACGGCUCCGGCAGCGGCGGGUCCGCCUCCAAAAUGGUUAUGCUAUCGGUGGUGUCGGUGAUCUUUUUGAAGCCUUUUAUGCUGUGCACUAUGCUGUUCUCGCACCAGUAGUUCGAUUUGCUGGCUAUGUAGUAUU
Molecule: messenger RNA, 2969 nt
Organism: Phyllotreta striolata
Lineage: Eukaryota; Metazoa; Arthropoda; Insecta; Coleoptera; Chrysomelidae
Source: the annotation of a GenBank genome assembly